CCCGGUCCAACCGCCCGUAGUCCGCCGACGGAGAGGGCGGGGUUAGGAGUUGGGGGCUGUAACCAAGAGGAUGUGACGUUCUGGUCGGAGAGAAGAUUGGGAGAUUGUCCCCGUAUCCGAUAAACUGCGGCAGUUGGCGUUGAUGUUUGACGGUGGGGGAUUAUCGCAAGCAAGCGGGAUGGCCGACUGAGUGGACGCCGGGGCGGCGACGCUACAAGAAUCACAAGAAUGGAAGCGACUCUCGCGUUGGCCGCCAUCAUUUUCACGCUGCUCGCCAUGGUGGUCGCGACGUCGCUGCUCAAGGGCUCGUCUCCCGCGGCGGACUUCGCCAAUGCGCGCAGCUACUUCGGCCAGAGAGGAGACGGAGGAUCGGCGACGUCCGAGGCGAAGCUGAACGGCCAUGUAGCCGGGCAGGAGAGGAAGAAGGACGCCGACAACUGGAGCGAGAUCAGUGGGAGCUCACACGACCACUGGGAUGUAGUGAAAUCUGAGCAGGGACACCCUCACUUUGACGCAGAAGGCGGUGCAGCAGUCGAGUCCUCUUCCUCCACAUCGAGCCUUUCUGUCCCCAGUUUAGAGGUAGACUCGUCGUCCGAGGUCUCGUCAGCAAUGGGCCGCAGGUCUUUCAUUGGGCUCUCUGAUACGGAGCUCCUAAAGUGUGCUUUCUCUUAUCCCCAGACUGAAGGAGCCACAGAGAGCCCAGGGGACAACACAUGUACUCUUGUUUUCUGUUUGAACAGCGAAAGUGGAAUCGGAUGCAAACAAUUCCUUGAAAUAUGUUCCUGGAAAGGCACGAUCGCACCAUUUAGAGGUGAUGAUGUCCAAAGAAGAGUUGGCAGAGGAGCAGAGGGUGCAGCGGGAGCAGCUGGCCGCCAUUUUCCAGCUGCUGAAAGACAACAAGGAGACGUUCGGGGACGUGUCUGAAGGAGACUUGGAGGAGCAGCUCAGGCUCUACUCCAUCUGAGACGCCUCUACAACCUGAUCUGCUCCAAAGACUUAUUCAGAACUUCAAAUAUUUCAUUUAAUUCCCUUGCAGUAUUCAACAUGGCUGUCCGUUCCAACAACAAUGGCUUAUUGUUUUCAUUUUUAAAUUGUAUUAAGCACACUCACACACCUGCAUUGAUCAGAUAAUUAUGAAAAUCACAAUGGAGCAUUGUUUCUAUUAGAUCUAUGAAUAUAACUUUCAAACUGUUGCAUAAUAAACCAGAACAUUGUGUAACUUUU
This is a messenger RNA of Xiphophorus hellerii (green swordtail), 1224 nucleotides long. It is a transcript of the gene mxra7, whose product is annotated as matrix-remodelling associated 7. The transcript has 4 exons. The record is from RefSeq and is a predicted model, not a curated record. The coding region runs from base 229 to 924 and encodes 231 amino acids. NCBI's taxonomy places the organism in Eukaryota, Metazoa, Chordata, Actinopteri, Cyprinodontiformes, Poeciliidae.